Colletotrichum graminicola M1.001 is the source of this 372-nucleotide messenger RNA. RefSeq lists its product as uncharacterized. The record is from RefSeq and is a predicted model, not a curated record. The transcript has a single exon. The coding region runs from base 1 to 372 and encodes 123 amino acids. Lineage: Eukaryota; Fungi; Ascomycota; Sordariomycetes; Glomerellales; Glomerellaceae.
AUGGUCAGCCCUCGCUGUCGACUCAUUGCCGUCUUCGCCCUCCUCGGCACAAUGAACUCGGACAUGGAGUCGCCGCUCGCAAUACCGAGGUGGCGGCGUAUCAUGGAGGCCCAUGGUAUCCACCACCUCGACACGGCGUUGAGAUGGUGGUCGCCGGCCGAUUUCGGAAGCUCAGACGACGGAAGUUGCUUAAGCUAUCACAGGCUCGCGUCUUGGGUGCCCCACGGCACUCUGGGUAUCGGCGCCGUGCAGAAGAUGCCGUUCGGUUCGGCCGAGGAGGGCCAAUGUGCCAUUGCGUCGCGCCGGAUCUGGUCAGGCACUCUGAUGGAUUCAUGCCCGAUGCCCGAAUCCGACCUAUCCACUCUGGGAUAG